AUGCUUGGAUAAUGAAAUGGUAAAUGAACCCAAAAAGAAAUCUCUGUGGCAGGGUAUCAAGCAAAUAUAUUUUGAAUAUUGUGCCAAUACCUCAAUACAUGGUGUACAAUAUUUGGGAGAGGCACGACCAUGGAAGGAAAAGUUUUUUUGGUUAAGCGUUUUCAUUGUAUCUAUAUACUGUUGUUCGAAUCUCAUUGAAAAUAUUUAUAAUAAAUGGAAUGAAACUCCGGUAAUUGUUAGUUUUUCGGAAAAAUCUACCCCUGUGUGGAGUAUACCCUUUCCAGCAGUAACUAUAUGCUCAGAAACCAAAAGGGUUUUGAAAACUGAAGGUCUAAACUUUGGUGAAAUGUUGGACAUGCUAAAAUCCACUGUCCAAGAUAAAAACGCAUUUAAACCAAAUUUAAAUACAACAGAAGAGCUACAUGAGUUCUUGACAUUGUUACACAUCUGUAGAACUGAAACAAUUGAUGAAGGUAUACCACGCAUAGUAUCGGAGCCCAUAGAUUACUUUAAAAUGUUGAGUAAAAUGCUGCCAAGUUUUGAGAGACAUUUCUUUUAUUGCAAGUGGUUUAGUCACUUUGGAGAGUGCGAUGAACUUUUUACACAAACCUUCACCGAAGAGGGUAUUUGUUUCACAUUUAAUGGCUUAAAUAAUUCCGAUUUGUAUCGUGAAGAUACCUACCAAUAUCAGAGAGCGAGUCUAGGAGGUUCAGCAAAAUACAGCAUCUCUCUUAACCGCACAUUAAGUUGGUCUUUAGAAGAUGGCUACGCAGAAGACUCUUCUGUGCGCACCUAUCCAGCGAGAGUAUUGGGUGCUGGAACAAGAGCUGGCCUAUUUGUUGCCCUACAAAGUUUCAAACAAGAAGUUGACUAUGCUUGUCGUGGCCCUAUACAAGGUUUCAAAGUUCUUUUACAUUCACCGAAUGAUGUGCCUUUAGUAUCAAAACAAUUUGUACGCAUACCCAUGAGUAAAGAAGUUUCGAUAGCAGUUAAGCCAAACAUGAUUACAACAUCAGCUGGUAUAUCUGAUUAUCAUCCACAUCGGCGUCAGUGUUUUUUAAAUAGUGAACGCCAUCUGAAGUUCUUCAAAAUUUACACCCAAAAUAAUUGUGAACUAGAGUGUUUGACAAAUUUUACCUACAGCAAGUGUGGCUGUGUUAAAUUUUCAAUGCCUCGUACUAUUGAUAUGCCGGUGUGUGGGGAGGAUAAGAUCCAUUGUUACAAUCGAGCCGAAGAUGAUUUAUUAUUCAAAGAGUUCAGUGAAGGUCUAAAAAAUACCGAUUUUAAUUAUAGAGGCGAAACGGAAUGUAACUGUAUGCCAGCUUGUACAUCUCUUGUCUAUAAUACUGAAAUAUCUCAGGCUAAUUUCGAUUUGGAAGAUAUGCUAAAAGCGGCUGGUGAUACAGAGUUUUUCGAAGAAUUUCCCGGUUCACAAAUGACACGCUUGGCAAUAUAUUUCAAAGAAAAUCAAUUUAUUACCUCCAAACGUUCUGAAUUGUAUGGUGUAACCGACUUUUUGGCCAAUUGUGGUGGUAUUUUCGGUUUAUUUAUGGGCUUUUCAAUACUUAGUAUGGUGGAAAUGAUGUAUCAUUUUUCGUUGCGUUUGUGGUCAAACAUGUCGCGGAAGAUGUAGU
This is a messenger RNA of Calliphora vicina (urban bluebottle blowfly), 1634 nucleotides long. It is a transcript of the gene rpk, whose product is annotated as ripped pocket. Gene Ontology annotation, molecular function: ligand-gated sodium channel activity. NCBI's taxonomy places the organism in Eukaryota, Metazoa, Arthropoda, Insecta, Diptera, Calliphoridae. The record is from RefSeq and is a predicted model, not a curated record. Gene Ontology annotation, cellular component: plasma membrane. The transcript has 2 exons. The coding region runs from base 17 to 1633 and encodes 538 amino acids. Gene Ontology annotation, biological process: sodium ion transmembrane transport.